Colossoma macropomum (tambaqui) is the source of this 2326-nucleotide messenger RNA. It is a transcript of the gene polg2, whose product is annotated as polymerase (DNA directed), gamma 2, accessory subunit. Gene Ontology annotation, biological process: mitochondrial DNA replication. Lineage: Eukaryota; Metazoa; Chordata; Actinopteri; Characiformes; Serrasalmidae. The record is from RefSeq and is a predicted model, not a curated record. The transcript has 8 exons. Bases 248 to 1558 code for a protein of 436 amino acids. Gene Ontology annotation, cellular component: cytoplasm; mitochondrion.
UUCACGUGUUUGUGGGAUGAAAACAGCUCGUUUGAUUCAAUGAGAUCGGGGAGUUUCAGUAAAAUAUUAUUAAAUUUAGCUCUCGGUUUGAAUUAUGAACAAGCAUAAGAAGCAUAUAGUCACUCUUUAUGAUCCAAAAAAGCCGUCUAGGCAGCGGUAACCCAGCUGCUGCAUUAAGAUAACUGUUAGCUCUUCAUGCACCUGGUGCUGACAGUGUGGAGAACAGAGCUGAAGAACCUGAAGAACCAUGCUUACAUACUGCGUGAGAAAACGGCUCUUUCUCCUCAGCCGAGAGACACUAAAGCCUUCAGUGUCCUCAGUGUCGCCUCAACAGAGGAGGUGUGAGUCCGGAGGUUCUAUGCUGGAGCUCCAGCACUACAUCAGCUCCGGCAGAGCAGGCAGAGGAUCCACUUACGGUCCUCUGGGGACAGAGCUGAAGAGGAACGUCCUGCAGCAGUGGUGGGCUGCAGUGGUCAGUUUAAAACCAGAAGUGUUUGGGAUCAGCACACCCUGCAGCUCCAUAGACGGGGGCACUCUGAGGAUUGUGGACGGAGAAGCUUUGGGGGAGCAGCUGAAGGAUCUAUCAGAAGCGCAGCUGAAGGAAAGACUGCACAAACUGUUUCAGCAUAACCAGAGUUUGAGGACUAGUCUCCUCCAAGGUGCCUUGGAGCAGUUCGUCCCCUCUCUGGAGCUCAUCAUCAGGAAGCUGCCGUUUGGACUGGCCGAAACAGGUUUGUGCUACCACCCUGAACCCGAGCGCUCGGAUACAAUCGGUUGUUUCACUGAGGUGACCGAGGCAUCCCUGGUGUGGUUCUGCUCCCCUCGGACCUCCUCCCAGUGGCUGGACUACUGGGCACGGCAAAGACUGCAGUGGUGGAGAAAAUUCGCUUUAGGUCCAUCUGACUUCAGCGUCUGUGACGUGUUGAGUGAGGAGCUGAAGGAGGGGGCGUCCCGUGGAGUGAAGGUUCUCUAUCAGUUCCCCUCGGGCUCCGAAACCCUGGAGACUCUGUGGAGUUUUGGAGACACAAAGCUGCUCAAAACUCACCACGGCAGCCGAGCCAAACUACUGUGUAGGGAUGGGAGGAGGUCAGUUGUGCCUCACGUUCUCUCGGUCAGUGCGAAUGUGGACAGAGGAGUGCUGGCCUUUCUGUUUAACUCCUUACAACACGUCCAAAAAGUGGACAGCAAGCGGAGACUCUAUCAGAGAAAGGUGCUGAAACUGCAUCCUACUCUAGCCCCUGUUAAAGUAGCCCUGGACAUGGGCAGGGGAUCCACCUCUGAGCUACGGCAGGUUUGUGAGGGCUUGCUUCAGGAAUUUCUGGAAGCGGGAAUCUCUGCAUGGCCUGGAUAUUUGGACACCACAUAUUCCUCCAUGGAGAGUCUACAUGUCAAGUACGAUGAGAUGGGUGUGCUGUUUACAGUGAUGAUUACUGAUAGUACGCUGGAGAAUGGACUCCUGAUGGUCCGCAACCGCAACACCACCGUCAAAGAGACCAUGCACAUCUCCGAGAUCAAACAGUUUCUCCUCAAAUACAUCUCUGCUGCGGAAAACAUCUGAACUGCUGAGUUAAAAUGAUCCAACCUCUUUAGUUUUGGACUGGAGGCUAAAAUAUAUGGACAAAGUUCAGACUUCAAGACCUCAGACUGUAUAUAGAUCACAGUAUGUCACGUAUGGCCAGUUUCCUAGACCCAGACCCCGAAGCCUAGACUGACACAAAUAUCCAGUGUUGAUUGGCUCUUGGCGCUGAAAUUUAGUCCAAGGCUAGACUUAAGCCAUGUUUGGGGAAACUGGCCCACACUGUCAGACUUAACUGUGAUAUGAUAUUACUUCACAACUCAACACAGGGAGUAUGAGGUGAGGGUGUGAUGAUUUAGUUUGCAGUUUGCACAAUGCUAACUGGUGACUGUUAGCUUCUAUUGCUUGUUAGCUUCAGUGCUAAAACCACAGGAGCGAACUUCAGACACAAACAUGUUUUGCCUCACUGACUGCAUUUGAGGUAAGCGGGGUAAUUUGUGUAAAUUUGAUUUUUGGCCAAACUACCACUUUAACAGCAGAUUGUACUUCAUAUUGAUGAUUACAGUCAGGAGGGGAAUCUGUUCAGUGAUUCUGAUUAGUUUUCAUAUAUGCAGUCUCUUAUGAUCAGUGUUAUCUACUUGCAUUUGUGUUACUCGGUCUGCCUGUGUCAUACAUUACGCAUAAUUAGAAUUUUUUUGAAUGCUUUUUUGAAACCUUUGCUCAACUGACAUUUCUGUUUGGUGUCAAACAUACUGAAAGCAAGUUAUGUACAAAAUUUUUUAUGAGCCAAUAAAGACAACAAGCUAUGUA